Lytechinus variegatus (green sea urchin) is the source of this 7518-nucleotide messenger RNA. RefSeq lists its product as uncharacterized. Bases 192 to 2843 code for a protein of 883 amino acids. The record is from RefSeq and is a predicted model, not a curated record. NCBI's taxonomy places the organism in Eukaryota, Metazoa, Echinodermata, Echinoidea, Temnopleuroida, Toxopneustidae. The transcript has 3 exons.
UGCCGGCGGUACUGGCAGCAGCAGCAGUUGGCCGGAGGACGUCAACAGAAGAUGAGGCGGACGAGAAAACCGGUACCACGAGUUCUGAACUGGAAUUCGAUGAUGAUAAAUCAUCAUCACUGAUUACAUCAGCUGUAUCGGAUACAGAAUCUGUUCAUCACCAGUCCCGUGAACUUCGUCCUGGACCUGACAUGCCUGAUCCAGAAUCUGAUGUUGAUCAAAGUUCAGAGUCCUCAGAGAGUCGGAUUGAACAUGGAAAAGGGGAUGCCUUGGAUGAUUCUGACUUUGCAGGAGAGGAUAGUGACACAGCUGAAGGUGGUCCGGGUACAGACAUCACAAGUGACGAUCUGACUAAUGAACGAUACAAUUUAGGAGAGGACACUGUUGGCACGGACACAAACUUGUCCACAAGUAGAAGUGAUGAAGAUGUUAAUGAACGUGAUGCCCUGUUCGAGGAUACACUUACCGACAUUGGUUUCACAACAGAUGAGGAUCAAGAUAGCGGAGAGGGUGAGGAUAGCGGAGAGGGUGAGGAUAGCGGAGAGGGUGAGGAUAGCGGAGAGGGUGAGGAUAGCGGAGAGGGUGAGGACAGGGGAGAUAGGGAUGAUGAUGAUGCGGGAGAUAGGGAUGAUGAUGAUGCUCUCAAUGGCGCAAUUUUCAAUGGUUCCCACAUUUCUAAAGCAGAAGCAAUUCUCAUGAUUUUAUCCUUUGUAAUGAGGCAUUGUUUAUCAUCUGCUGCCAUAUCCCAUCUAUUAGAGUUGAUCAAUAUUCUUUGUUGUAAAGAAGUCUUCACUUCACUUACGUCAAUCAUGAAUAGUAUAUUUUCUGGAAGAGCAAUAUCUCUCACAUUUCAUUUUUAUUGUGUAUCUUGCUACAGUUAUGUCAAGUCUUUUGCAAAUCUGUGUGAAGAUCAAGUUCUAUGUCCUCAGUGUAAUGACACAUGUGUCACAAAAAAUCUCUGUAAUGGCAAUUUUUUUGUCACAGCUGACUUGUCUUCCCAGAUAAGAGCCCUAUUUGAAAGGGCAGAUAUUGCACCUCACUUGUCUUAUCGCCAAACCCGCAAAAAAAAAUCUGAUGAUGCUAUUGAAGAUAUUUAUGAUGGUGAAUACUACCAGAAAUUAUUGGCUGAUGAGGAACUGCUUGGAAAUGAAGCCAAUUUUUCAUAUAUGUUUAAUUCUGAUGGCUUACCUGUAUUCAAAUCAUCAAAAUAUUCUAUGUGGCCAAUUUUCCUUAUGAUAAAUGAACUUCCCCCAAAGUUGAGACAUCAAAAUCUUAUCCUAGCUGGUGUAUGGUUUGGUAAGGUAGAGCCAAAAAUGGAGGUGUUUUUAGACAAAUUUACAGAUUGUGCAAAGAAAUUGGCAGAAGAAGGUGUUACUUGGAAAAAGAGAGAAGAAAGAAUCCACAGUAAGUUGUUUGGAAUAUGUUGCUGUGCUGAUGCACCAGCCAGGGCAGCCAUGCAAAAUACAGUUCGCUUCAAUGGUUAUAAUGGAUGUAGCCUAUGCUACCAUCCCGGUAAACUUGUUGAAAGGGUGGUAAAGUAUCCCAUAGAUGUGUGCAAUUAUAAUGAUAGGACAGAUGAAGAAAUAUUGGAAGAUAUGGCACAGUCUGUUGAAGAAGAUCGAUCAGUGAGAGGUGUAAAAGGUCCAAGCCCCUUGAUAAAUCUACCACAUUUCCCAAUUUGUUGGGGUUUUCCCCCAGAUUUUAUGCAUUGUCUCCUCCUUGGUGUAGCCCGCCAGUUGGCUGAUCUGUGGUUUGCUUCCACAGCUCUUGACCCAUUUUACAUAGGUUCAGCGAGAGUAAUGGGAGUUAUCAAUUCCUGCCUUAAAUCUAUCAGGCCUCCCAGCUCAGUUGUCAGAACACCAAGACCUAUCAAUGAACGAAAGUACUGGAAAGCAUCUGAAUGGUACAUGUGGCUUUUGGUAUACUGCCUGCCUUGUUUGUAUGGCAUUUUGCCCCAUGAGUAUUGGAAUCACUUAGUUAUCUUAGUUCAGGCAUCAUAUUUGCUCUUACAAAAAUCCCUCACAAAUGAUGAUCUCCUUAACAGCGAUCUUCUGUUUGAAUCUUUUGUUGGUAGAUGCCAAAUAUUGUAUGGUGCAUCCUCAAUGACAUUCAAUGUCCAUUCAUUGACACAUUUAUCAAAAAGUGUGCGGAAAUGGGGACCACUGUGGACUCAUUCAUGUUUUCCUUUCGAAUCAGGUAAUUGGAAAAUAAAACGUCAGCUACAAGGAAAUAGAGGGAUGAUAAUGCAAGCAAUGAGAAAAUUUUUGUUUAUGCAGAUGCUUCCGAACCUUAUAACAAAACGUGUAGUUUCCCAUGGAGUCAGGGUGUUUUGCAACAUGAUGUCUUGUUCUGGGAAGAAAUCAGCACAAGAUUAUAGGCAAGAUUCUGUUCUUGGUAUGGGUACAGUCAGACGGCUGAAGGAUUGGGAAUAUGCUGCAUUUAUUUCUUCUGGCCUAAGAGUUGAAAUAGAUAGAAUAGUAACCACGUAUAAACGAAUGAAAAGAAAUGGCUUGCUCUUUUGUACAUCUGAAUAUCGAAUGGACACAAUCAAGAGGAACAACCAGUUAGUGGUUUUUUCUGACAAAAGAAUAGGUGAAUUGCGUAGUAUCAUAACUAUGGAUGACCAAUGUUUCAUGAUAGUGCAAUGGUUGAUACUUGAAGAAAUUGAAUCAUUCUGUGAUGAUGAAUCUGAUGCAAAAAUAGCACAUAUUAAAACAUGUACAGGAACUAACAAUUUGCUGUCAGCCGUGCUUGCCACUGAAGCAGAAGUAAAUUGCUUAGAAUUAAUUGUGAAUGAUGUAAGGUACAUAAUAACUAUGCCAAAUUAUGUGGCAUUGAAUUAAUGAAUGACCUAAAUGUAAGGUGGGUUAGUUUUUAAUCUUGAGUAAAAUUUAGAGAAUGAAACCCUUGGAAAAAUAAAUCAUUCUUAAUAUGAAAACAAAAAAUAUCAAAGAAUAAGAUCUAUUAAAUUUAAAUAAAAAAAAAUACCCUUCCUGCAACUUACAAUAUGUUUGCAUACUUUUAAUCUGAUGUAAAAUGAUGACCUGCAGAUUAUCCAACUGGAAAUUGUACAUUUCACACAAUAGCUUGCUGACAAAUUGAAAAUACAUAAAGUAAAAAAUAUUGUAUUAUAACUAAAUACAAAAUAAUUCAAUAAAUUCAGUAUUCAUAACCAGAUUUUCAUGAAAUUUUCAGCUUGGAGUGCCGCUUUAAGCUACAGAUUCAUUUUAUGCCCAUUCAAUACAUGAGAAAAGGUUUCUUACAAUACAGAUAUAUUUCGUUAAUAGGGACCCUUUGAGAAUCAAGUGUUAGAUUUUAAAUAUUGCCCAUCUAUUGUAAAAAAAACACCUUCAUUUUAUUCAUUUUUUGCAAACUGCACAAAAUGGAUUUUAUUGUGACAUGCAUUUUGCAAAAUAGGAUUUAAUGUGUCCAUAAAUAUGAGUUUGUUAAUUUGCAGGUCUAUGCAGUGUUAGCAGGGAAUUAAAAAGGCCAUGGAUAUUUCUGCAGCAUGUUCUUAAUUCCAGACCAUAGAAUAUUGGCUGAAAUUCCUCGUUUCAAUUUCUGGUAAAGAUAACAAAAUGGAAAUUAAUUUCUGCUAAAAGCAGUUUUCAGAGUUCUUUCCCUACGUAUCGCAUGCAAAAGCUACAUGUAGAACUAACUUUUUUGUUUACAUACAUGUACAUGUUUAUCACAGGAGUGUGAGAGUUCAGCUUUUAGUUGAUUUGAGAUAUUUUUGCUUUUGGGCUCUUUCAAUUUCAUCUUUUUUUACACUUUUCAGUUACUUUUACCAGUGGUUAAUGAUAUCACACCCCCAAUAUUAAGGAAUGGAAGCAUUUGCUUUGCACCAAUUUUCAGAAUGUCAGCUUGCAUGAAUAUUGACAUACAUGAUUUUACUUGUACCUGUAUGUAAAUAUACAGUACUGUACAUGUACAUAAAUUUCUUUGACUUUUCCAAGAGUACUUUUUCCCCUUUAAACAGACCUUGCCAUAUAACAUGCCCCGUUUUUCUAAUGUUAACUAUAUUUCAUAUAGCUUUAAAUGAAUUUGUCGCUGUUUUUACCAAAAAGUAAUUUUUUUACGGGCUAUUCAAUAUUUUCAGAGGAGAAGACUAUUUUUCUGUAAUUUACAAUGACAUAUUUCAGCAAAAAUUUAUAAAAUAAAUUCUGAUGGGAAUGAGAAGGGCAUUCAAGGCCACAGCAUUUUAAAGUGGUUAUGGUUAAUGUAAUUUUAGCCAUGAUCUUCUUUGGUCUGUUUUAAGAUCUGAUUUCAUAACUGUUAUUAUUACCGGUCCUAUGAUUUAAAUGCCUGAUCCGGAAAGGAAAGAUGAAGUGACACCACAUGUAACUCACAUUCACUGCACAUCUUCAUAAACAAAAAUUGCAUUUGAGGCAGAAUAAUUCAAUAAAAAUCAAGUCAACCCAAGAGAAAAAGUUGAUUUUAAUACUAUGGAGAAAAAUGCUCAAGUAAGUGUAAUGCAUAUGAAAGAGUCAAUGCGAGUCCUUAUUUCAUUUUUUUUUUAUUGUUUGAAUUAUACAAAAAUUUAAUUUUUACAGAUAUGACAAUUAGGAACCUACUUUUUGAACCAUAAAAUAUUAGAACAAUUGAAUUCCUCAUUUUCAGGAAGGAAAGAAACUUUGUUGAAACUACAUGUAUGUAUUACGUGACAUUGAGGCGAAAAUAACAUAUUUCAUGUAACAUGUUUAAAAAGAAAGAUAUAGUGAGUGGGUUUUGUCAUCAGUCCCCUCAUUUGCACUCCUACCAGGAUGUGCAUAUUAUUUUAUGAAAUUAAGCAAAACUUCAAAAUGUCACAACUCGCUUAAUUUUUUGUCAGAUUGUGAUGAAAUUUUCAGUGUGAUGCUUUGAAUUUUCGCUUUCUAUUCAAAUCAUUUUUUUUUGUUGGGGGUAAACUUGGCUUAAAUCAUUUUGAAGAUAUGAAAAAAAUGAAGUUUAUUCAAUAUGUAGUAAUGAUAUAACAGCUAAAUCAUCACCCAUGGCCUUUGAAAAAAAUAGUUUUCAGUUUCUGGUGGCACUGGUCACAUACAUAACCCAGUGUAUUUUUUCAUACCUUGUUUGAUUGAUGCUAUAGUAAAAAAUUGCUUCUUUUAUUUCAUUCAAUUUUUUUUCUUUUUAGCAAUCAUAGCGAUACUCAAAGAGCUAUCAAGAAAUUUAAGUUUGGGACCAUUUGAUUGCUAAGUUCAAAGCCAUUGUAGCUGCUUACAUGAGGCUCAGGUCGCAAUUGGCUCAAUGCAUGUACAUGUACACUUGUUGGAUGUCAUCUGACAGGUCUUUCGUUCUUUUCCUUGUUAUUUUCAGCAUAAAGUUUACCCUGGUGUGAAGUUGAUUCAAUUACCCCCCCCCCAAAAAAAAAAGAUAACAAAAACACUGUAGCGAAAAUCCAUCAAAGAUUUACUGCGGGUUUUUAAAUAUUGAAUUUAAAAUGUCUUUGACGAGGCCUAUGAACUGAUCCCUGCCCUCCUCCCCAUUGUAAAAUUGUGAUAAAUUAUCAGAAAAUAUACUAUUUUACAUUUACAUCAUUAUAUCACAUUGAAACUCACUUUGGUAAGAAAUGUGUUAUCAGUUUAAUGAACUAUCCAAAAAUGUAUUAAAAUUAGAUUUUAGAUACUCAUAAACACAUAUCCUGGUGUGUUGGCUCAGUUGGUAAACGUAGAGUGUCCGUCUCACAAAGAAAUUUGGUAGUUCAUGCCCUGGCCUUGUCUGACCAAAAAGACGUUAAAAGAUGGGAGUUGCUACCAUUUUUGGCAUACAUAUAAAAUGAUUAACGAAAAAGAGCAAUGUCCAUCUGGCGCUGCACAGUGGCUGUCGGGCCCGCAAUCAAUAGCAAAAUGAUUUUUGUGAGUUUAUAUACCAGAUUUCUAUUUCAAACAAUAAAAUGUGGAGUUUAGGAGCUGCAUGUAUGUGAUGUCACAAAAUCAUAGCAAAGUUUAACACAACCACUUUUUUAUGUAUUUUCAUUGAAUCUUAAAUUUUCUGCUUGUAUUAAAACAAAUUUAGUGUCAGGGUGUCCUUUCCCUUAAUCACUAUCAAAGCUUAUCCUUAAUCCUACUUCAAACUGAUAUUAUUCUUCAACAGGUUGUGCCAUUGGUAUUUCAAUGGGUGUGAUACUCAUCUACUGUCAUAUUUUUUUAUAAAUAAUAUAGGGUGUCAUUUUGUAUUUGAUUUUUAGUGAUGAUUGAAUAGAAAAGGUAAAGCAUUGAGAGAUCUGUGUGGGUUUUUUUCUAUAGACGUUUCUAUUACAAAUUUCACUUGCACGACCACUAUAAUUGUAAAUUUACUCUGGCAAUCAUGUUUCUAAUUAAGUGAUCAGAGAAACUGGUUUCAUUUUACAUUUUUUUUCCUGAAUUAAAAGUUAUACAAUCUGAAUUUUGAGCCAAUGUAUUGAUCCAUAGAUGUGGUAAACUUCAAAUAUCUACUUUCCACUUGGUCUCAUUCCACAUAGUGUAAAUUCCAGUUCAAUAGGCUACACAUUUUGUUCCAUUGCUACUUGAUCUAACCCUUGGUCUUGCAAGAAAAUACUUGCAAUAAUAAAUUUCUGUUGUCAUUUUGUAGUUAAUGUACAUCAUACAUUUUAGAAGUUUUCACUCCUUGUCACACUGCAAAUUUUCAAUUGUGUGCAAGUUUUUGUAUUCCCCACUGAUCUACAUAUACAUGCUUGUAAAACAGUAAAUUAGUUUGACUUAUGUGAUUAGUGGAAAUCAGAUAAUCUGGGCAUUAGACUGGAUGAGAAUUACAUGAAGACCACAUGUAGUGUACACAAAGCGACAAUAAGACAAAACUAGACCAAUAGCCCAUGUAUAUUUAGACUUUCUGAAAAUAUGUAGACUAUCUGAAAAGUAGGUCAAGUGAAUGUACAUGUAAACCCAUUUCAUGGCUACAAUAUACACCUCUGUUGUUGAUCACCAUGCAAUUGCUUUAAUCGCUCUACAUAGUUUUUCUAAAGAAGGAAGUAACUAUAAUGUGUAUGGGUCAGAAUGGAUGGUGGUGAGUUCAAAAUUAAUACAUGUACAUGUAGUGAGUUUUACAAAUUUGUGUAAAAUUUUAUCAUGUUCAAAGCAGUUUUUUUUUCUUUGACACAAUAUUUGAUACAUGUAAAUGUCUGUUAGCAAAAGGAGCAACAAAAUUUGUUAUCUCUUUAUUUAUUAUUUGAUGAGAUUACCUGCAAUAUUCAUUGUAUUGUAAAAUUAUCUAUUGCCUAUGCAACUUGAAGAUAGCAAUACAGCCUGUAUCCUUAAUUUUUACUCCAUAUACAAAUUUAUGUGAGAUUUUUAAUUUCUCAGAGCAGCCAACCAGUAAAAUUUGGUCGUAUUAACAUGUAGUAUGUUUUUGCAACCAAAAUACCUCAGUACGUCAAUCAUUUCAAUAUUCAUAGAUCUUACGCAAAUAUGGGUAAUUUGAUGAAUGUAAUUUCAGGUAACUUUAUUUUUCCAAUCAUUGCAACAUGAAAUAAUGUUUUAAUCCUUUUGUUUAAAUCACAAUGAGUUAUACCUGCUUCAGUUUUUC